AUGCCGCCCGCCAUCACCAGCGUCGAGACCACGAACGCCGCCGUCGGCGCGAGCAACGUCGCCGGCGUCCUGCGCCUGCGAGGCGACGACCUCGUCCGCCAGCACUCGGCCGCGCAGCAGGAGCCGGCAGCAGCACCGCACAGUCAAGGUCGACGUCCCGACCGCGAGUACCGCGAGCCGUUCGACGGCCCGAACCCAGAGAGCUGGCCAGAAGGCCGCGGCGUACCGCACUACCGCCCGCUGCGCACGAACGAGGCCGCGACUCGUCCGCUCGGCGCCACGACCGACCAGCGCGUCUUUGUCACGCUCAUGAUGUCGGGCGUCUUUGUGCUCGGCAGGGUCCACGGCAUCUGGGCGAGUACGGUCGGACGAGUCGCCAACGUGUGGGAGUACCCGGUCGGCGGGCAGUUUUGA
Messenger RNA from Rhodotorula graminis WP1, 414 nucleotides. RefSeq lists its product as uncharacterized. NCBI's taxonomy places the organism in Eukaryota, Fungi, Basidiomycota, Microbotryomycetes, Sporidiobolales, Sporidiobolaceae. The record is from RefSeq and is a predicted model, not a curated record. The transcript has 2 exons. Bases 1 to 414 code for a protein of 137 amino acids.